Oldenlandia corymbosa var. corymbosa is the source of this 1704-nucleotide messenger RNA. NCBI's taxonomy places the organism in Eukaryota, Viridiplantae, Streptophyta, Magnoliopsida, Gentianales, Rubiaceae. The record is from the annotation of a GenBank genome assembly.
AUGUUUAGAUUCAUUAGCAGAAACAGCAGAUUACUCUCCACUUGUCAGAAAUCUUCGUUAAGAAAGGCAGCCAUUGAUGAAAAAUUUCAGUUUUUCCGGUGGAACCCUUCUUCAUCCUUCUCGUCAAUACAAACCAUCGGAAAAACGGCCUCAAAUGGUGCAACCAAUGCAAACCCAGAUGAAUUUACUGUGAAUUACCUUACGGAAUCAUGUUCUUUUUCCGAAAAGCAAGCCCUUUCGCUUUCCAAGUUUGUAACUUUGGAGGCCCCUGAUAGACCGGAUUCAGUUCUUGCAUUGCUCAGGAAGCACGGAAUGAGUGUGAAUCAAAUCGCAUCUGUCAUUUUGAAGUAUCCUAGGAUCCUUUUGUCUAGCCCAGAGAAGACCAUUUUGCCCAAGAUUGAGUUUUUAAAAUCUGUGGGAUUCCCAGAUGAAGAUAUCUCUAAGUUGCUAGGUUCAAGGGUAGCCCCACUUACUAGAAGUUUGCAAUCCCAGAUUAUCCCGGGUGUAAAUUUCCUGCAAAGAUUUUUGGUUUCUAAUGAAUACGUGGUGCAAUGUGUGCUCAAGUGUCCUGAAAUUCUUCUGACGACUAAUCGGAGAUUGUUGUUAGCUAAUAUUGAGCUUUUGAGAGAGUUAGGAGUUCCUGAACCCAAUAUCCAGAAAGCUGUGAGACGCCUGCCAAAAUUUCUGCUUCUAAAAUCAGCUAAAGUGAAGGAGUCUGCUCAGAGACUAGAGGAUCUCGGCAUUGAUACUCAAACUAUGAUAUAUGUUCGAUGUUUAAGCGCAAUGGCAACAUUAAGCCCUGAGAUUUGGGAAGAGAAAUUGGCUGUUUAUAAAAGAUGGGGUUGCAGUGAGGAUGAGGUCCUACUUGCUUUUGCGAAGCAUCCAGCGUGUAUGACUGUAUCUGGAGAGAAAAUCGCGGAUAUCAUGGAGUUUUUGGUUGAUAAGAUGGGUUUUGAUCCAUUGGAUGUAUUCAGGGCACCGACAUUGUUCUCACUGAGUGUGAAGGAAAGAAUAAUUCCAAGAUGUACAGUGUAUGCUUUGCUUGUUAAGAAAGGAUUGGUUACUUGGAGGAACACGGCGUUAGCUAGGUUGCUGCUGCUGGGUGAGCAGAAGUUCCUCGAGGAAUUCAUAGAAUGCUUUAAGGAUGAUGUCGUGGAGCUGUUAAAAGUAUACAAGGAAACUCGGAUCUCUGGGUCUUGUGCAAUUAAGACUAUUCAACUCCCCAAACCCUUGCCGGCGCCGCCGCCACCUCUGGAUAGAGAGAUGGAAGGGCUUUCGGAAGAAGAGAAAAAAGCCCUGCGAGGGAGUAAAUUCGCUCCGCUUCCGUCUGCUCCGCCACCCCGUCAUCAACCUAGGUUGGCGCAUCCAGGUGGGCCAAUGAAGACGAACAAAGCAGCGGCAUUGGCCAAAUUCUUGGAGAGGAAAUUGCAGGAACCAAACGGGUUGGCCUCUGUUGAUCCUAGACUUGUUGAGUUAGCUGUUCGGAAUGCUAAAGAAACAGUCAAUUCAAGUGGUACUUCUACUUCAGGAAGGACAAUACAUCACGUUGAUUCUUUCCGGGACUCAGAGGAGUCUGCAGAAGAGGAGCUUAAGAUUUCUGUUUCGAAAAAACGGAAGAAGAAGAAGAAGAAGCUAAACAAGUCAGAAAAAAAGAAAAGCAAAAAGCAAAAGAAAUUGAAGCACUCCAAUUUGGAGCAGCUAUAG